CUGGAGUGUAGAUCGGGGAAAGGGAAGGGGACUGCUGGUAGCUACAAUAGCUAGUAUAUAAACACAAAUUUAAAAAGCACAUUGAGUAGCAAGACACGGUGGUCACCGGGAAACCGCCAUCGGACAAGUUCCGGUCACCAUUGGGUGCCAGGAGAGUCUUGGUGGCGUUUCAGAGGUGUUCCUUCUUACAAAGCGGCGUGCCGGGGGAGGACGCGUCUCUUUGAAUAGACAGGAUGCACGGACCGCCUUCCAGCGACAGCGCAUGCCCAUUGCGCCUCAUCAAGAGAGUGCAAUUCGGCGUCCUCAGCCCUGAUGAACUUAAACGGAUGUCCGUUACUGAAGGGGGCAUCAAGUACCCUGAGACCACAGAAGGAGGGCGCCCUAAACUGGGGGGACUUAUGGACCCCCGGCAAGGGGUAAUUGAGAGAUCGGGCAGAUGCCAGACGUGUGCAGGUAACAUGACUGAGUGCCCUGGUCAUUUCGGUCACAUUGAGCUGGCAAAGCCAGUCUUUCAUGUUGGCUUCAUCACAAAGAUCAUGAAGGUCCUCCGCUGUGUCUGUUUCUUCUGUUCGAAACUGCUUGUGGACGCGAACAAUCCAAAAAUCAAAGACAUCUUGGUCAAGUCGAAGGGGCAGCCACGUAAGCGUCUGACCCACGUCUAUGACCUCUGUAAAGGCAAAAACAUUUGUGAGGGUGGAGAGGAGAUGGACAACAAAUUUGGUGUGGAGCAGCAGGAGACGGAAGAAGACCUCACCAAAGAGAAGGGUCAUGGAGGCUGUGGCAGGUACCAGCCACGUAUCCGUCGCUCUGGCCUGGAGCUGUAUGCUGAGUGGAAGCAUGUGAAUGAAGACUCGCAGGAGAAGAAGAUUCUUCUCAGUCCUGAACGUGUGCAUGAGAUCUUCAAACGCAUUUCAGAUGAAGAGGACAUGAUCUUGGGCAUGGACCCCAAAUACGCCCGUCCUGAGUGGAUGAUUGUCACAGUGUUGCCUGUGCCCCCUCUUGCUGUGAGACCGGCUGUGAUCAUGCAGGGCUCUGCAAGAAACCAGGUUAGUAACAGUCAGUACCCUGGAGCCAAAUAUAUCAUCCGAGACAACGGGGACAGAAUUGACCUGCGAUUCCACCCUAAGCCAAGUGACCUUCACCUUCAGAUUGGAUACAAAGUUGAAAGACACAUGUGUGAUGGAGACAUUAUUGUGUUCAACAGACAGCCUACACUGCACAAAAUGUCUAUGAUGGGCCACAGAGUGCGAAUCUUGCCAUGGUCAACAUUUCGACUCAACCUUAGUGUGACAACCCCAUACAAUGCUGACUUUGACGGCGAUGAGAUGAACCUGCACUUGCCACAGUCUCUGGAGACCCGUGCUGAGAUCCAGGAGCUGGCCAUGGUGCCUCGUAUGAUCGUCACACCACAGUCCAACAGACCCGUCAUGGGUAUUGUGCAGGACACCCUGACAGCUGUGCGCAAGUUUACCAAGAGAGACGUCUUCUUAGAGAGGGGUGAGGUGAUGAACCUCCUCAUGUUUCUCUCCACAUGGGAUGGCAAAGUGCCCCAACCGGCUAUCUUGAAGCCUCGACCUCUCUGGACUGGCAAACAGAUCUUCAGCCUGAUCAUCCCUGGGCACAUCAAUGCCAUCCGCACACACAGCACUCACCCUGAUGAAGAGGACAGCGGCCCUUAUAAACACAUCUCCCCUGGAGACACUAAGGUGAUUGUGGAGAACGGUGAGUUGAUCAUGGGGAUCCUGUGUAAGAAGUCAUUGGGAACCUCAGCUGGCUCUCUUGUCCACAUCUCAUACCUUGAGAUGGGCCAUGACAUCACACGACUCUUCUAUUCCAAUAUCCAGACUGUUGUCAACAACUGGCUGCUCAUUGAGGGUCACUCUAUUGGUAUUGGUGACUCCAUUGCCGAUAAGGCGACAUAUCAGGACAUUCAGAACACGAUUAAGAAAGCCAAACAAGAUGUGAUAGAGGUCAUUGAGAAAGCCCACAACAAUGAGUUGGAGCCCACCCCAGGUAACACUCUGAGACAGACCUUUGAGAACCAGGUCAACCGCAUCCUGAAUGAUGCUCGAGACAAGACUGGAUCCUCUGCCCAGAAGUCAUUGUCUGAGUACAACAAUUUCAAAUCCAUGGUGGUGGCUGGUUCAAAAGGCUCUAAAAUUAACAUUUCUCAGGUUAUUGCUGUGGUGGGGCAGCAGAACGUUGAGGGUAAGCGAAUCCCCUUCGGUUUCAAGCACCGCACUCUCCCUCACUUCAUUAAGGAUGACUAUGGUCCAGAGAGUAGAGGCUUCGUGGAAAACUCUUAUCUGGCCGGUCUCACACCAACUGAGUUUUUCUUUCACGCCAUGGGAGGCAGAGAGGGUCUGAUCGACACAGCUGUCAAAACUGCUGAGACAGGUUAUAUUCAGCGUCGUCUGAUCAAGUCUAUGGAGUCUGUUAUGGUAAAGUAUGAUGCUACAGUCAGAAACUCCAUUAACCAAGUUGUCCAGCUGAGGUAUGGAGAGGAUGGUCUGGCAGGAGAGGCUGUCGAGUUCCAAAACAUGGCUACCCUCAAGCCAUCCAACAAAGCCUUUGAUAAGAAGUUCAAGUUUGACUACACCAAUGAACGAGCUCUCCGCCGCACUCUACAGGAAGAUGUGGUGAAAGAUGUGAUGACCAAUGCCCACGUCCAGAGUUCCCUAGAGAGAGAGUUUGAGAAGAUGAAGGAAGACCGAGAGAUCUUGAGGGCUAUUUUCCCCACAGGAGACAGCAAGGUGGUACUACCGUGCAAUUUGGCCAGAAUGAUCUGGAAUGCUCAGAAGAUUUUCCGCAUCAAUCCUCGAACACCAACUGACCUCAACCCAGUACGAGUUGUGGAAGGAGUUUGUGACUUGAGUAAGAAGCUGGUGAUUGUAAAUGGUGAAGACCAGUUAAGCAGGCAAGCCCAGGAGAAUGCCACCCUGCUCUUCAACAUCCACCUGCGCUCCACCCUGUGCUCAAAGCGAAUGACUGAGGAGUUCCGUCUUAGCACAGAGGCUUUUGAAUGGCUGCUGGGAGAGAUAGAGACCAAAUUUAACCAGUCCAUUGCUCACCCUGGUGAGAUGGUAGGUGCUCUGGCUGCCCAGUCUCUGGGAGAGCCUGCUACUCAGAUGACCCUGAAUACAUUCCACUACGCCGGUGUGUCCGCCAAAAAUGUCACUCUCGGUGUGCCUCGACUCAAAGAGCUUAUCAACAUCUCCAAGCGACCCAAGACCCCCUCCUUGACCGUCUUUCUCCUGGGCCAAGCGGCCCGUGAUGCAGAGAGGGCCAAAGAUAUCCUGUGUCGGUUGGAGCACACAACCCUGCGCAAGGUCACUGCCAACACAGCCAUUUAUUACGACCCCAACCCACAGAACACUGUGGUGACUGAGGAUCAGGAGUGGGUCAAUGUGUACUAUGAGAUGCCUGACUUCGACGUGACCCGCAUUUCACCCUGGCUGCUGCGUAUCGAACUUGACCGCAAACACAUGACUGACCGUAAGCUGACUAUGGAGCAGAUUGCAGAGAAGAUCAAUGCAGGAUUUGGUGAUGACCUUAACUGCAUCUUCAAUGAUGACAAUGCUGAGAAACUGGUUUUGCGAAUCCGCAUUAUGAACAGUGACGAGAACAAGUUUCAAGAGGAUGAGGAGGUAGUGGAUAAGAUGGAUGACGAUGUCUUCCUUCGCUGCAUUGAAUCCAACAUGCUGACAGACAUGACACUGCAAGGCAUUGAACAGAUCAGCAAGGUGUACAUGCAUCUACCACAGACUGACAACAAGAAGAAAAUCAUCAUUACAGAAGAGGGAGAGUUUAAAGCCUUGCAAGAGUGGAUCCUGGAAACUGAUGGAGUCAGUCUUAUGAGGGUCCUCAGUGAGAAGGACGUGGACCCUGUCAGAACCACCUCCAAUGACAUUGUGGAGAUUUUCACUGUUCUUGGUAUUGAGGCUGUGCGUAAGGCUCUGGAAAGAGAGUUGUACCACGUCAUCUCUUUCGACGGUUCUUACGUUAACUACCGCCAUCUUGCCUUGCUGUGUGACACAAUGACCUGCAGGGGUCACUUGAUGGCCAUCACUCGUCAUGGUAUCAACAGGCAGGACACUGGACCGCUGAUGAAGUGCUCUUUUGAAGAGACGGUGGAUGUGUUGAUGGAAGCCUCAUCUCAUGGUGAAUGUGACCCAAUGAAAGGAGUGUCUGAGAAUAUCAUGCUGGGACAGCUGGCUCCUGCAGGCACUGGUUGCUUUGACCUGCUGUUGGAUGCUGAGAAGUGCAAGUAUGGCAUGGAGAUUCCCACUAAUAUCCCUGGUAUCAGUGUCGCAGGACCCACGGGUAUGUUCUUUGGCUCUGCCCCCAGCCCCAUGAGUGGAAUGUCUCCUGCCAUGACUCCCUGGAACACAGGAGCCACUCCUGCAUAUGGUGCCUGGUCUCCCAGUGUUGGAAGUGGAAUGACACCAGGUGCUGCAGGCUUCUCUCCCAGCGCUGCAUCUGAUGCCAGCGGCUUCUCGCCUGGCUAUUCUCCUGCCUGGUCUCCUACUCCUGGUUCUCCUGGAUCCCCUGGACCAGCUAGCCCUUAUAUCCCCUCACCAGGAGCCUUGUCUCCAAAUUACUCCCCAACUUCUCCUGCCUACGAGCCUCGUUCUCCUGGUGGAUACACCCCGCAGAGCCCUGGUUACUCUCCGACUUCUCCAUCAUACUCUCCAACUUCGCCAUCUUAUUCUCCCACCAGUCCAAACUACAGCCCCACAUCUCCGUCCUACUCGCCCACAUCACCCUCCUACUCUCCAACUUCGCCAUCUUAUUCUCCAACAUCUCCAAGCUACUCUCCGACUUCACCGUCUUACUCUCCGACUUCACCGUCUUACUCCCCGACUUCACCGUCUUACUCGCCAACAUCCCCCAGCUAUAGCCCAACGUCCCCCAGCUACAGCCCAACCUCACCGAGUUACAGCCCCACGUCUCCAUCUUAUUCCCCAACUUCUCCAUCUUAUUCCCCGACCCCCCCGUCUUACAGCCCAAGCUCUCCAUCCUUCUCCCCCGCCUCUCCAAAAUCCACUCCCACCUCCCCCUCCUACAGUCCCAGCUCUCCCGAAUAUACCCCAACAUCCCCCAAAUAUUCCCCCACUUCCCCGAAGUACUCGCCCACUUCGCCCAAAUACAGUCCCACUUCUCCAACCUACUCCCCAACUACGCCCAAGUACAGCCCCACUUCCCCUACUUAUUCUCCAACUUCUCCUACCUACACCCCAACCAGCCCCAAAUAUUCCCCCACCUCUCCGACUUACUCUCCAACUUCUCCCAAAUACUCACCCACUUCCCCUACCUAUUCUCCAACUAGUCCAAAGGGCUCGACCUACAGCCCCACUUCUCCUGGCUACAGCCCCACCUCUCCAACCUACAGCCCAGCCAUCAGCCCUGACGACAGCGAUGAAGAAAAUAAUUAAAGGUGGCUGGCGUCUGGGUUUGUCCUACUUCCCUGAUUGGCACUCCGACCCUGGGAUAAAGACUGAAGGAAAGCCACUCAGCUGGGGUUGUUGUGGUUUACAGGGAAGGCUGAGGAAACUGGGAUCCCACAUGUGACAUCCUUUUUGAUUUUUCUCUUUUGGACUUAUUGAACAGUUCUUAAAUAGCCUCACUAAACAGGCUUCAAUGGUUGCAUCUGUCAGAGGUUUGAACUACAAGCCAAACAAGGCUGCCUUUGUAUUGACCAUUUUGUUCGCUCUAAGUUUAGAGGGAGAACCAUUGCUCAAAAUUGGUGGAAAGAUGCAGGAGAUUGACUGCUUUUGGAGGAGAAAGAUCAUUUGUUGUCCUCCUCUUUCCAUCCAGUAAUUUCAGUCUCCCUUACUUUCUCUCAAAAAUUCAGUGUUGGAUGUAAAUUAAAUCUAAGUAUUGCCAAAAGCCUUCACACAGAAAACAGUGGAUUGUAUCAGAAAAGUUUCAAAUGAAACCUUGAAAAAUAUCUAUAACGUAAAUAGAAAGGGGGAGAAACUAACCUUUCUCACAUUUUACAGCUUUUUGUUUCUUAGUGUAAAUAAGCGCUUGCUCGCAGUUUUGAUUCAUUAUUCCAGGUCAGAACUGAGAACUGUUUAAAUAUUAAUGUUGAUUUUCUGUCUAAUUUGAGUUCACUUAUGUUAUUUCUAAAGCAGCAGGAGGUUCAAAAUGGCUGUUUAUUAAAAAACAGGUUAAAGAUGGCUGACACUUUGUGCAGAUUAAAAAUGUCUUGUAAUACUGUAAUCUAAUGUAUGCCAGCCAAUGGCAUGGUUAAAAGUGUUGUGUAGUGUUUGCCCUCUUUAAGAAUCGGAGAGAGAGAACAGAUGCUUGAUUUGAGGCAUCAACUUUCUAGUCAAUUGUCCCCAAAAGAUGCAAGCCUUAUCUUUCACCAGCAUCUGCCCAGUAAUUUACAAUUUAAAAAAACUGCACAAAAAAGUGGUAACCAGCAGUCUUGUACCUCUGAGUGCACAGUGGAGUGGGAAGUUGCUACCUUUUUGGUAUUUUUUUUUUUUUCUGAGUGAGGUUGGAGCACGGCUUUACGUAAGAUGCACCGUUAAUUUUUGUUUUUUUUUAAACCACCUUGGUUCAAAUCUAAUGAGUCCUUCCUUGUCCUCAGCACUUAACCCUUUAAUAUAAUAAGUGUAUAAUUGCUUUUUUCUGAUAUUUGCGUAAUUAUAACUGAUAAUCUCUUGUGUGAAUUUCUGAGGAAAAGCAGUUAUUUUACACUAUUUUUCUUGUGCUGGCUUCAUUGUCAUUGGGUCAGCUUUGCUUUUUGGAUUAAGUGCUGGGGGUGGGCUUUCGAAUAUGCACUGUUUCAUAUCUGGCGUCAUUAUGCCCCUAGACCAUGUGGUCAUUUGUUAACCUAAAUUUCGUCAGCUGAUUCUGAAUCGUCUUAUGCUUGAACAGUAGAGGGUGACAGUGACUGAUUUGACUCGUUGGAGCCAUUUAGAUCUUUUUGAGUGUUACCUUUUUAAAACCUGAACGCAAGUGGCUACUGUGGUUCCCUCAACUUACUCUUCCAACUGGACAGUGGUAGUUGCAGGAGGUUUCGUUGACUUGUAAAAGACUUCAAUGCUCUUGCAUAUUUCAGCUUUAGAUUUAAGGCCUUAGAUCUCACAUGACAGUCUCUUUAAUGCCCUUGUUUGCCUUCAGUUUCAUGGAUAUUUCAAACAAGUCCAGUUAAUACUCUAUACCCAGGCUCCCAAUAAGUGUGUGUGAGUGUGCGAGUGUGUGUGCAUGAAAGCAUAAAUGGAAAAGACGGGGUUUUCUUGAGUUUGAGUAAUAACUAGGUUGGGUUUAUGAGGAAAGGAGAAUUUAAAUUAAGAGAAAUUGUCACUGUAUAGACGUCAAUCUGAUACUUCAUUCUCUGUAUCUGUUUUGUUUGUUUUUUUGACUUGGAAAAA
Molecule: messenger RNA, 7385 nt
Organism: Sinocyclocheilus anshuiensis
Lineage: Eukaryota; Metazoa; Chordata; Actinopteri; Cypriniformes; Cyprinidae
Product: DNA-directed RNA polymerase II subunit RPB1-like
Biological process (GO): transcription by RNA polymerase II
Cellular component (GO): RNA polymerase II, core complex
Molecular function (GO): DNA binding
Source: RefSeq, a predicted model, not a curated record